GUGCAUGGCGAUUGGCGCGCGAUCAAGGAUCAUCGUCGUUCAUUACAAAAAAAACAUUUUGUCUCCAAACGUUGAUACGACGACACUACAACUACGAGAUAAGUGUCCUGCUGAUAAAGUAUAGAAGUUAGCCUAGCCCUUAGGCUCGUCGUCAGAAAGGCUGUCUGAAGUCUGAACGAUACUGUUAGGAACAAGUUAGCAGUGUGUUUACAUGACAACUGCUUACACAAUCAGUAAGUCUGUUUGAACUUCUAAACCACGGUGAAAGGUGUAUGAGGAAUGGGUGGCGGAAGAAAAGGGAAUAAUAGUAAAGAUGGAAAAACUUCGGCGAAUAUCAAUAACAAGAAUAGUCAACAAGACGCUCAAAAUGUUGAAACCAGAAUCGAAGUAGACGAGUCAUCUGAUACUGCGGAACCCCCAAUAAAAAAGAAAGGCAAUGCGAAACCAGUCGAUGAAACUGAAGUCAGUAUCUUAGAGGAAGUUAAAGCUUCGAACACGAACGAUGGUGCGAAGCAUACAGAUUCAACUGGCAAUACGAACUUCAAGCAAUUUCAAAGUACUGUGUCGAGCAAUGAAGCUACUGAAACAAACUUCAGAAAUAGCGAAAAUACGGUUGAAAAUUUGAUAGAAAAGGGAGCUUCCGCACAAGUAACAUUGUCGUCUAAUUCAAUACCAACGAACCCGAAGACAGACCCUAACAUCAAGACAGAUUUGCUUCUUCAAACAGUUGCUAAUUUGUUAACUAAUGUCGAACAACCAGCUUGGACCGCCACAGUUUUUAUAGCAGCUCCGCUUGUCAAAAACCAUUUCUUGGCCAUAACCGGAGAAGAUCAAAAUUUGGGGAAAUGGAAGCAUCCGCAGGGAAAGUUCGAAGCGAUUUUGGAAAUAACCAAAGAUUUGUACAUUUUUAAGGGAAUUGUUCCCAUUCCUUCUCGGAGCAAUUCCCCGUUCAAAUUUGUUAACGUCAGCAAGACUGACCAAAACAUAGAAUAUGAGGGAGAUGGACCACUGGACAACCGAAGUGAAGAAUUGUUACCCGAUUCAUGGAAUUUUUUUGUUUUGAAACCCAAAAAAGCAAAAUCUAUGAUCGGAAAAAUGUGGGAAACUUUGGCAAAAUACAUGCAGAAGUCAGAAACAAAAGAAAGCAUAGCUGAAGAAUUUGUAAAUAUUGUCUUCGAUAACACACUCGAAAAUGUAGUACCAGACUGGGACGCUGCAUUUGAAUUUGUGAGUGAAAGCAUUCUCAAGAUAAAGCGAGCUGUAGGGAAUGACUGCUCUUUCGUUGGUUUUCGGCAAUUCAUUAACAAAUGGCUUCAAGAACCUGAACUUCAAGUGAAUUUUGACAAAUUGUACCUGUUGGUAAUAGGGGUCUCCCUUACAGAAGUCUACUUGCCCAAAUUGAAGGAAGUUUUGGAAUCAGUAAGCAAGAAAUUCUCUCUCUAUUUGCUAAAACUACCGAAGAUAAGGCGCAAUCGAGAAAAGUUUACUACCAUCCUAGAACGCAUCGCUUUAGGUGCUGGGCGUGAUUACUGGUGGAUUUUAUUUCGCUCGGGCGAAUUGAAUAACAAUCGCCAAUCUGCAGUAUUAAGAAGACUUAAUCAUCGGGAAGUGUCAGAAUCCAUUUUGAAGACCUUGCAAGAAAAUCCGGAGAUACUGCUAGAUCACAUAGAAUGUGCUACUAGAGUAGUCGACUAUUUAGUCCGAUGGAACGAAAUUGAUGAGUUGUACUCCAAUCUCUGUCCAGUCUUCAAACAAAAUGAAAAUUAUCAGUAUUUGUUGGAUCCGCUUUUGUUGCCUCAACUGCUGAUUUGCAAAACUAGCAUGGACGACCUCAAAAGGAUUCUUCGCUCGGAUUUCUUACGUAAAGCAUGCCUAGGUUUACCGCUUGAAGAAGCGGCUCACCUUACAAGGCCAAAUGAAACGACUCUGAUUGAUGAGGCCAUCAAAACCAUUUUCAACCAGAAGCUUUUGGAUGUUGUCAAACUUGCUUGUUGGACGCCCGAUUAUUUGCUACCAGUCGUGGUGUCGGUUGUUGAAACUAUCGUUUGCCAGAAGUUGAAAACGCUCUCGAACUUAAGUUGGGAAGAAUAUCGCUACUUUGCCCAACUGGAGGAUAUUGGCUUCAACAAUUUUCCCAAAGCUAAAGAAGAGAUCGAAAUCAGACUUUUAAAAAUGACAAGGGACCAUUUGAAAUCGGGCUCUUUUCAGGACGUCCCCUCCACAAAACUAAUCUUGCUGGUAUUGGCCGAGAGAAAGGACAUUCCGUUUCUUGACCGUCCCAAAGUCGUUGAUCUUCAAAAAGCUAUGAGCAGGUUACCUCGAAAAUUCUUUAAUAAUCUGCAUUCGGUUUUGAAGAAACCCGGUAUGACUGUGGACACAACUUUAAAACCCUACCGCAAAGGAAGCACAAAGAGCAUAGUUGAGCAGCUGGAGAAUCAUUUUGACCAGCUAGACGAAAUUGUGAAGAAAAUCCAAAAUCGCCAAGUUCCACUUAUUGAAUUAUCAAGUCUUUAUGAUCCACAAGUGCAAGAUUGUUUGAAGAAUCUUGGUCUCACAGAACGAAAACUAGCUGAACUUCGUCAAGAUGUCGAAGAACUGAGAAGACGCCAUAACUUGUACGGAAUCCUCUAUAGCAGAUUUUCCCGUUCUGAAGUGACGAUUACCACAUCAGCAGACCAUCAGGAGGACGAUUUGGAAAAUGCUGAAUACGACUACGAAAACAGUGAGGGCGAUUUGGACAACGAAGAAGGCGAUGAAAAUGCUAGUAAUUUAGAAACCGUCCACAUUUUCCAAACUAAAGAAUGGGAGAUUUACUUAAAGGAUAUUGAUUCUGAGAGGAGUAUUCUGACUUUGCAAGAUGCCUUAACAUUGCCGUUACCUUUAUCGGGAACUUCUGCACAGUGGCUAUUUGAAGUCAAGGGAUGUGCUUUGUUUAUGGAAAAGAUUUGGAAUCAAACGGUCAAGUCAACAGCACAAACGUAUCCGCUGUGCAAAGAAGAUUUGCAAGUUUUCGUUCGUGAAUGUGCCACCGAAUGGAAGAAUUUGGCCCGUACUGUUGCUGGCGGGACAGUUUCAUUCAAGCAAAUGGAUGAAAUCAGCAGAUUACAACCUGAUCCGAAUGUUCUUUCGCGAGUACAUCUGCAGUCUCAGCCAAUUGAAGGUGUAGCAACUGCAUAUCGGAAUUUUAAAAACCUUCAAGAACUACGACAUAUCAUCGGCCCAUUUGUAGCGGCCCUCCGAUUCUUUUCCAUCAAAGAAAGAGGCCCGAUAGAUAAUCUGUACGAUUUCGUCGACAACAACUUGUUGAAACAGUGGGAAAGUACCACUUUGGCCCAAAUCACAGAAACCGGAAUUCUCAGAGUGGUCAAUGAAGACCUUAAUAUCGACCCAGAACGACCUGAAACCCGGAAUGCAAUGCAGUUUGUUAGCUCCCUGAUAACAGAUGGAAAUCGUUCUCCACUUAUCGAGUGGCUGAAAGAAAAGGAUGAAAAAGAUAUGGAAGCCAUGGGAAAAAUUCUACAAGGCACUUUGCUGGUCGCUUACGGCCAACUUCAAACCUUAAGGACUCGGAUUGCUCCUUUCCUUCAGAAUGAAUUUAAUACGUACGAGGACUUAUUGCAAAUUGUUCGGAUAUCAGAAGAACGCUUCGCUAAGCGUAUUUCCGGUCGGGUUCAGCCGAUUGAUUGCAAGUGGCUUGCAAACAUGCUUCCCGAGAUUCAAGCAGCUGUUCGUGCCAGCGUAAUUUCACCAUCUGAAGAUGCUAAAGAAAAGCUGGCCAAGCUUCAUCAAGUUGUUAUUGAUCCCAAUAACGAAUCCUACACGAUUAAAAUCCGCUUGAAACCUAGGGGAUCGCUCUCAAUGGAAGAACUUAAGCAAGCCUUCCAGCUACUUGACAUGGCUGUGGACUUGACUGUAAUGGAUGACGAUGAUGAUAGCGAAGACGUGGUUGGUCGCACCAGAAAAAACGUCAGUCUAAUCGAGAAACUUUCAGAAGUCUUCGGUCUUUUGUUCGCUUCGGGAUGCGUCACUUACACUUUCCGUAACCGAAUUGUCAUUGAUAUGACUGAUCUAGAAACCGAAAUUCAACUUAUGCGGAAGCAGCUUGAAGGCUGGACCAACAAUUGGAAAGAGAUUGAAGAAAUGCCUCUCUUGGCACUUUUUUCGCGUGGCUACCUUCUGCAGCUGGCCGACCUGAUUGGACGUAACAAAUUAGAAGAUGUCUUAUCAAUUUUGAAAAUUCUUCUACCUUCGGCGACGUUAAAAAUCGAGACCUUGGUCAAGCAGCUCGUUCAACGAGCUCCUCGCAUUGGCGACGAAGAAGAUUGGCUGUCAACUGCCCAGCUGUUCAUUAUUCUCCGGGAUCUUCACCAACUAAUUGAAGCAGUUUUUCAUGAAAGAAAUCCGGAGCUCACACUCCCACCGUUCCUUGUUUCCUACGGUCGAACCUUACAUUCUCACUUCAUUGACAAAGCAGUCGUCAUCUUGAACGUCUCUCGGGAACUCCUUGUUGGAAGUGCCUUGGCCGCCUAUAUAUCACUGACUCAUCAACCAAUAGAGCCCAGCCGGAUUCUUUUCGUGACAACCAACACGGACAAGCUGGAAGUCGAACGGUUCAUGAAACUCUGGUCUGUGGCUAAUAUUGACAAGGAUUUUUUCGUUAUCGCCCACGUCGAGAGACUAACUGCAGCUUGCGCAAGUGCUGUUCGUGAAGGUGUGGAUCGGGUGUUACCAGAACGUCGUACAAAACUGAUGCUAUUGGCCCAGCACCAUUACCGUGUUCAGUCGACAAAAUCACUCGGCGCUCGACUUGGUCUCGUUUCAGACCGUCUACUGGAAAUCAAUUUCACAGCCGACCAACUACGUCAAUGCUUUUCCAGCCUUUUGCCCAAUGCAGCCAAUCUUCAUUUCUUCACGUCAAAACUUCCCGGUUGCGGUAAGAGCCAACAAGCGAUGCAAAAAGCUUCGGAUCUGGUGCCAAGCCCUGAUUAUUAUCGCAUAAGUGUAAGAACAGGCUCCGUCGAAGAAUUGCUGGCCAGCUUGAAGAAAGUAGAAAAUCUUUCGAGUCAGUCGAGAAAAGGCGCUGCUUUUCUUCAUCUAGAUAUCGCCCACUCUGUCUCUCUCGAAUUUAAUGACAUUCUGCUCUCUUUACUCAUGCAUGGAGCACUUUAUGAUCCCAAAAAGGCCAAACUAGGAUAUUGGAUGAUCUCUUCGCAGACCAGCAUCGCCCUGGAAUUCGCUUCUCCUUUCGGGGCGAACGAAUUUCCCGUCAUCUCUUACCUGGGCAAACACCAUGUUUGUGAAUGUAACAAAUUCGCUUUCACUUACGAUUUAGCCGCAAUGCCACGGAUCCUUGGUCAACCGGUUACAGUCAAUCGUUCAAAUGCUCUAGUAGCUGCUGGAAAGUUUCUCCAGCUGAAACAAGCUGGGCAAGAAGGAUUGCGCAUGUGGGAUGAUCUCUGUUCACUCCCCGAAACCAUCAUGAUAGAUCCUUUACCGGAAGAAGUUACUUUUGAUCUUCUUGUGGCUUCUUUCCAACAUCCCGAAAAUCGAAAUGCUCCCACCUUCAGUGGUUUGAAUGCCAUGGCCUCAUUUCUUCAUAGACACAUCUGCGCCAUGAUUGAAUCCAUGUGGUUCAAUGGCUCGGCCGUGUACCUGUUUGAGCGCGAAGAUUUAGCACGAGUUUUCAAGCUGAAUGUUUUCAACAUGCUCCUCAAAGUGGCCAAUGAUAGCAUCGCUCGAUGCUGGUCGAUUGUCAAUCAAGAAAGAAAGUUAACUGAAAUGGAUUGGACUAAUCGUCAAAGAGCCAUGUUCUUGCUUGGACUCAACGAGGAUGGAUCUGUCACCGGUAUGAACAUUGUCGGACGUGACGCGGACGCCUUGAAAAAUAUGUUCCAUGCUAGCUUGCUGCCCAUUCUGCAGCAACAAUGUCUGCAGUUCCAGGAGCUCCGUGGAUUUAGAAAUUUAAUGCAGACAACAGAAGGCGCUGAAGUAAUUCUCAACGCAAUGCGAUCGCUCUUGCUCUUGGACGGAACCGUCACAAGUGCUGAUAAAGUUAACCAAUUGGAUAACCACCCUAAAAACACUCCAGCUAGUCAACGUUUACGUGAACUAACCGGCCAAGAUCAAGGAUAUGUGCUGACGGGGGAUAACAUCACAAAAAUGAUGUUCGCUCUUUAUCGAAUUCGCUGUGGCCUGCCCGUUGUGGCUUUCGGAGAAGCUGGGGUUGGUAAAAGUGCUCUAUUCCGUUUCCUGAUUCAAACGUUGCUGGGUCAUACUUUUGAGGUAUGUAACGUGAACAGCGGAACUACAAUUCAAGACGUGGAAGAUAUGAUAGAGUCGGCCAUGAGAACCAUCAUGGGAAAUCCCGAAGCUCAAGUCUUCCUUUUUUUCGACGAAAUGAAUACGGCGGAUUCGUGUGUUAUCGCUUUCCUCAAAGAAUUGAUGCUGGAUCGCCAUUGCCACGGAACUGUUUUGCCCGAAAAUCUACAUCUAAUGGGUGCCGCUAAUCCUUACCGAUAUCUUCACGAAGCUGACAAAGAAGCAACUGUUGGGCUGGCUUUUCGCUUUGCUCAGUCAACUCAGUACGACGAUUCCAGCCAUGCUCGAACUGACAGGCGCGGCUUGGUGUAUCGCGUUAACGAGUUACCGCUCGCUUUUUACGACCACAUUUACGAUUUUGGUCAUCUCUGCGAUGAAGCUGAGAACACGUAUAUUGACGAAAUAUGCCAACACGGACUUCCAGGUUUCCAUGCUGAUUGCGUCAAAUGGUUUGUCACCAUCAUUCAGAAGAGUCACCGAGUAGCACGAGCAUUGAGUGUUGAUCCGGAAUCGGCCGUGUCACUUCGCGAUACUACUCGAGCUGUUCAACUUUUUCACUGGUUUUGUCAGACAUCGGCCGGCAAAAUGAUGUCGAGAAAUGACGCAGGGAAAGCUGCCGAUCUGACCAUCUAUUUAGUCUACGCGUUUCGGUUCCGCAAACGGAAGACCUUCUUGGAGAAUGUUUUUGGCAAAAAUCAAUCUGCAUCCAGGAAUAUGACUGAAGUAUCCAGAAUUAUCGCCAAAAUGCUGUAUGAGCAAGCGCACGGGGCUUCUAUUGGUUCCGGUGCCAUUGCAUUGAACGAUGCCCUUUGCGAGAAUCUUUUCGCCUUGUACGUGUGCGUCCUAAACGGAAUCUUCCUGAUUAUCGUCGGACGACCUGGAUCGUCGAAGUCCUUGUCUGUUGAAAUCCUGAAAUUAGUGCUUUCUCCUGGAAACCACACACUCCGGCACAAUUUAGGAGACUUGCCCGCGAUUACCGAACUUUACUUCCAGUGUUCCCCUAUGUCAACUUCUUCUGGAUUUAAAGCGCUGUUUGAAUCAGCACAGCGACUAAGUGUUGACCCCAAGACUAUGCUGGCCAUGGUGGUGCUGGAUGAACUUGGUCUGGCAGAUAUGUCGCCUGAAAAACCUAUCAAAGUGUUGCAUUCCGAACUAGAACGCCAAUCAGUUUUGACUUCUGGCGAAAAACAACAAUCCCCGUUCUCGGUAGUUGCCCUAAGUAAUUGGGUGGUGGACGCUGCUCAGGUGAAUCGAGGCAUCCUAAUUCUGCGAACGCAAGCUGACAAAAAUGAUCUGUUGAAAUCAGCGGAACAGUUGGCCUAUUCUUUGAUCGCUAAAUUCGCCAAAGAGUCGGAAAGAGAUCGCAUUCUUCGUUUGUUGAAAGAAAGCCUAGAAAGUGUUGUCAGUACCUAUCAAGAACUGGAUAAAAGAGAAGAAAUGGGCGGCGGACACUUUUUUUCCAUGAGAGAUUUCUUCUUCUGUAUCAAGAAUUUCGUCUGCUCUGUUUUUGAGUCGUUCAAUCGCUUGGGAGAUGUGCGUGAUGUUCGCAUAUCUCAAUAUCUAUUGAUUCAGUCAGCUAUUCGUAACUUUGGAGGCCACGAAAAAGCUAGAAAGAUGGUUAGAAAGACUAUGGCCGUUAACCUCGAAAUGAAUUCAAAUGUCAUACCAGUAACGUCGCCACUCGAACUGAUCGUCUCAAACAUUCAAGAUUCGUCCAAAGAGCUAUCGAUUCACAUCGCCAGACAUUUGAUGAUACUCAAUCGAUCCCUGAUUGGUUUACAACUGCUAAAUCGACACGUGAAAAACAGAUUGGACGACGGAACAAACUGGAACGUUCUCUUCGGUUCCUGUUUCCCUGGCGAUUUGCAGGUUACAGCCGUAACGAGAAAAUUGCGUCAAGUGGAACAAGCCAUCCGUGCCGGCGGCGUACUCAUCCUGUGUCACGCCGAUCAGCUGUUUGAAUCCCUCUACAUGGUACUCAACCAACAAUAUUGGGCUCAAGGUGAAGUUACCAUGACGCAAAUUGCCCUUGGUCCUUCCAUUCGAGCCAUUGCUCUUCCCAACGGACCGUUUCGAAUCAUCGCCCUUCAGGAUACCGACGUGGCACUUAAUCGAGAGUUGAUGUCUCCAGCCAUCUUGUCCAGAUUCGAAAAGCACGAACUUAGACCUUCUCAUCUCCUAGAUGACACCGGAAGAACAUGGCUGAAUGCCAUCGAAUCGCAUGCUGUCUGGUUAGCUGUUCCAGAAAUGAUAAAAAGACAAAAGUUGAUCUACGGCUAUCAUGAAGAAUCUUUCGCUUCAUUGGCUCUCCAUUUGCAAGAUCUAGGAAUUCCGAUGGAACUGGAAGAAGCAGACGAUCUAGAUCCCUAUGGGGCAAAUACCAUCUGGAUGCGAGCUGCCAACCCCGUGGCCAUGAUCAAAUUGGAACGUGAUUUCGGCAUCCGUCAUCCCGAGUUACAAGAUUUUUGCCGACGCUACCGUCACAAUUUUAUUCUGGAAAGCAUUGACGACGCUAUCCAGAAUAUCAAAUCAACUCGAAUGGUCCUCAUGACCAACACCCUCCGACAUUUAGAAAUCACGCUUGCUGACUCUUUCACCAUCCAACUUUUUGACGUGCAAACUGAACUAGAACUCAUCCGUCUACUGGAUUCCAUCGACGAUGAAGAUUUAGCUGAUCCCGACUUCUGUCUGAUUGUCCAGUACGACGCGGUGACUGGGCCGAUCGAACAAUUUCAACUGGCCAAGUACGAAGUGGAACAGCGUUUUGAAAAGACGAAAUGCCAGGUCGUUUUCAUUGUUCACGUUGACCCACGCCCGAUCAACAUGCACUGGGUCUUUUCUUUCGGUGACGGAUGGGAUUACUGUUUCGUGGACGAAGUCGUUCACAGCGGCACCGCAGAUCAGCACCAGAUACCACUGAGAGAGCUCGUUCAAUCGCCCGCCGACCAACCAGUGUCGAGUUUUAUCGAAAAAAUGUCAAACGAGUCGUUUAAAUCACUAUUGCUCGAAAUGCUUGGUCCAGUUUUACAGACAAGCCUUGCUAGCUUACGAUCCUCUUUGGGACAAUUUUAUAGUGGAGUGCGAACGGCCUUAGGAUUACCGGGCAAUGGACGCUUGAUCGAAUUGUUGAAAGAGUGUUUGCUAGCCCAACUCAAGGAAAGCCGGAUCACCUGGAACGUAGUCGAUGGCGUCAGUGAUGCUAGUUUUGAUUCGUCUUCUUCAUUAACAGAAGGUCUCUGGGGUGUUUUCAAGCACAAAAUCAGCAACCAACUUGCACACCUUUUGCUCAUCAGCGAUGUCUGGCGCGUAUCUGACAAAUCUUCAACAAAGUUGUGGUGUGACUUUGUCAGCGCCAAUUAUCCUGAUCGAUUGAUGUCACUCAACUCUUCCGAUUCCCUAGUCCAAAUCCCAAUUGGUUUCCGCUCCUGUACUCGACCUUUUGGCCGUUUGUUGGUCAGUUUUGACAUGAGUUACGCCCAACGCACAGAAUCACGUUUGAAUGGACCACUACAAUGGUUAUUAGAUAAUGUGGGUAAAAAUGAAGAAGAUGAUUCUCAAAAGAUCAAAGAAGACUAUUUCCUCGAUUGGUUUCUGCUUCGUAUUCCUCCCCAUCUACAUCGCUGUUUGAAAAAUGUGCCGUUGUCGAAGAUGAGUUACCUCGUUGACAAUCUGUUUGAGGAAGCAGCCAUGUUUUUCCUUGAUUGGGAACACUGGCAAGGUGAGGUAAUCGCCGCCCUGGAACUAGUCAGCAUCGCCUCGUUCGCUAAGGCAGAAAUGGAUGGUGACUUUUGGAAGGAAGCAACGGGCAGGAUGCGUAACUGGAAAUUUUUCACGGAAACUGCGGCUCGCUUAUCCCUAGCAACGUUAGCCUCAACCGAUGUCAUUAGGUCUCGUCAAAGAUUUAUGCAGUCCGUUUCAUCCAUCGAAGUAAGCCCAGCUCUCACGAAUUUGUUGGAUCGCGUAGAAGACUUGCCGCAACUUUGGCUGGGUUUGAGAAUUACCAAACGUAUACUGCUCUUUGAUCCUGAGUCGAAGAUCACACUUCCGGAAUUACAGGUUUCGACGCCUCACAGAUUGUUUGAAAAUCUGACAGAGUUAGUCGUUACCUCAGUCAUACGACCAAGGGUUUCUAGUGGAGGGCAAGCCAGAAGAUUUGUUCGUCAAGCCGAUUUAUACGCCUUGCUUAAGAGCACGUCAGCAUGCAGCUCUCCGGAAGAACUUGCCAAAAUCCUAGGACAAUGUCCUACAACCAAUUCCAUCGUACUGCUUGAAGAGAAUGUCGCCGGAGCAGGUACCAAUGGAAGUUGCUCAAGUUGCGCGCAUCCUUUGACCUCGACUGAAGACGACGAAGAAGAUCCAGUUCAUCAUUUACGGACGCCAAAUGCCAAAGUAAUCGAAUCCCUCUUCCAAGAUCACCAAAAAUUCAUGUUCUUCUUCGAGCGUGUGGCCGAACUGUUCAUCCAGCAGCACAAGAAUAAUCCGCGUGAAAUCCGAGAAUUUCUUCAGUUCCUUCUAAGUUCCGAUUCGCGUCUCCGAGUCUCGUGGCGCUUUUUGACUGUUAUCGUACGCACAGUCUUGUCAACUCGUUUUGGCAGUAACAUUAUCGACGAGCUUUUGUUGACCAUCCGCUGCAAUCGUCUGAACCGCGAACUCAACGCCAAUGCUCACAAUUUAUUGCUAGCGUUACUCGCUUGUUCUGACCAAGAUGUUCAGAACAACCUGGAAGAGGAACCAGCCCAAGAUGUGAUUCAAGCCGCUAUGACGGGUGAUUGGACAGUUAGACGUAUUCGGCAGCUAGCACUGAUUCGACAACAACUUGCUGGGGAUGAAAAUGGAAUAGAGAAUGUUAUUGAAGAAUGGUCUCGUUGGCGGGAAAACCAAACAGAUCAAACCAUCGCAGAUGCUCUACUAUUUUUCAUCCUGCGCUUCUCCUCCUCCGAGGGAGACCAAACUCAAUUGAGUAACUUAUUUCGUAAUCCGAGGAUCGCUGAAGAGUUGAACCAUCAAAAAACUAUUAAGAACUACAUUAAGACCUUAUCUCCUCUGUCGCUGGGUUUCGCCAUGCGCUCUGCGGCCACUACAGCCGAUCCCUUUCAAGAGCGCUUGUUGGAUGGUGAUCGCUUCGAGACUGGAGCCUUCCAACAUUAUCCUCUAUUACUAAACCUCGAACCUGACUGGGCUCCUUUCGUCGCACGAUUAGCUUAUCACGCAAAUGACAUCUUUGAAGCCAAAAGAAUCCGUUUGUUGAAAGAAAUGACUACCAACCUGGUUCCUGUGGCACAGUUUUUAUUGCCCGGAAUCGAUAACCAUCCCUACUUACCCAGUUUCACCUUGGAAGCAAUGCGUUGGUUUGUUUGCAACUGUGGAACGCUAAAUUGUGUCGGAAAUUGUGGACAUCCUACGCCAGAAUCCAUUUGCGUCAAUUGUCGUGUCGCCCUAAGCCAAGCAGCUCAUCAGCCACGGGCUGGAGUCCGUCGGGCCACUGCCCGAGAUUUUCAGCCACCCUGUGGCAUCUACGUGACCCGAACGCCCACCAGGAUACCAACUUUUGCUGUGAGAAAUUGUUCUCCGGUCGUUACCCGAUUUGCACUUCUGCUCAACUCUCUCGCAUUGAUGAAUGCUGCAUUGAAUCCAAGGACCGAUCAACAUACAAUCGUUCAUUUACUUCUUACAUUACCAUUGGCGGAACGUCAUCCAGCUGAGAACCGGCGUUCGCUCGUCCAACUUCUUUCAAAUCAUGUUAUCGUUCAUCUGGACCUCCUUUGUCAGUUGUUGGUGACUUCCAGACCGCUUACGAUGACGGACAAGUUCCGCAUUGGGCAUUUACUGCUUCACAAAUUAUUCGCCUCACCAAAUCCCUCAUUUCUUGUUAACGCAGCCGACUUCACUAACGGAACGCAGGCGAGAGAAGCAUUCGAAAAUGGAUUAGCUGAACUGUUGGCUCAACAGGUAAAUCUAGCAGAAGAGCUCGAUCACAUUGCAGGGCAAUCUGACCAAGCAUCACAAGCAUUUCACCAAUCCUUAUUGCACAACGAAACCUCGCACUGGGCCUACGCCAGAAGAGUCUUUGCUGAUCGACAGUCCGUACAACUGGAACUCGCCAGGAAUAAUCGAUUGCGCCUGAAUUUUCCUUUCCUCAGUUUCUUGCUUGAUGACGACAAUUUGAUGCGAAAACUGAACGCUUUGCAAUACCUUGGCGAAGCUAUGCGUUUCAUAGCACUUGUUCGCACGAGUUUGCCAGGCGAAUUAACACUUGAAGAAGCUAAUCGUAUGUCUAUUGCUCAAGGAUUGGAAAAGAUGGCGGAAAUCGUCACGCAGAAAUCGAUCAUUCUAGAUCGCGGGCGCCCAGUUGCUUCAAGAGACGAUGUUAUGAACCUCUUUGAUGGCUUCAAGCAGCUGUGGGAUCGAUUCAGUCAGUUGCAGAAUGCAGAGAAAAAAUCUUUCUUGGAUUACUUUGAAUGUCAACAAGUCGAUAUCACUGUCCGACCCAAAACGGUGCUGGAGCAGACAGCUCCUCUUAUUCUGAUUUUAGCUGGCAAUGAUCUACCCGAAACUACAUUCAGUUGCCAAUUAUUGAGUCAUGCUGUGGAAGCCGCAUCAUCUAUUGCACUCACCGACUUCAUUCAGCCUCUUUGCCGUGCAGGCUCGGGCCGUGUUCGGCUCUCUUGUUCCAGUGCUGCAACUUUGACCGAUUUUGACGAGUCUUUAUACGCCCAUGUGUCAACAGAAGAGGUCGAUCGAUUCAUCCGAGAUCAUGUGAUUGACCGUGCCACUCUCCAGCUAGCAGAGUCAUUUGCUAUGUCUGCCAUUUUAGGAUCGGCUGGCAGUACCAUUGCAGAAGAUUUGUCAGUAGACGUCAUCCCCGAAUUUGUCUUUAAAGAUGACAUGGAAUCGAGCAAUUUUCUGACAAUCCUAGAGAGGCGUUCCCUUGCUUGGCAACCAUCUUCCAUUCCUCCCCAAUUGCAGGAACUCAUCCUAGCCGAUUUGGAGAAGAAUCGCAGCUUAGCUGAGGCUAGAUCUAUCCUCAUUUCGGCCAUCACACAUCUUCAUUCUAAUACUGAGCCACUCAUUAUUAGUAAGGUUCGAAAAAAUUACAUAUCGGACGUUUUGGAGGAACUGUUACUGUCAGAAAUUUUGACAGAGCGGCACAUGUCGAACGCUACACUAGGCGUUCUCAAUCGUCAUUUAAGAUUGGAAGUGCGACAUGUUUUUGGGUUGCUAAAAGCCAUCAUGUCUCGUAUGAAAGGUGAUGAUAUUUUCGGCGGUCGCGUUCCAGAGGGCUGGACAGUUAUGAUACCCGAACGCUUGGCUCAACUGACAAGUCAAAAAUUGCGUGCUGACGCUCAACCUGAUGGAUUUCUGGAAACGAUAUUACAAAUGGUCAACAUUGUGUCAGCUUCGCAGCCUGUUCCUAUCGAUCUAAUGCCUGAAAAGUCGUUGUUGUAUGCCAUCCGACAGAUCGAAGGUGCCGAAUGGGAUGGAAUUCCUGUUGAACUAAAAAUGGAAAACCUUGGUCAUGUACUUUUGAUUGCAGAGUCACUUGCCAAAAAAUAGGCUUCAUUCUUAUUUGCAUUAUUUUGAAUAUGUUCUUAUUUUUUUUUUUUAAUUCAGAAUCAUGAAGUUAAUUGCAUUUAAUGUGGUUAACUUGUUAUCAAAAUUGUUGAAGCAAAGCUUUUUCAUUAUAACCUUAUGUGAUUAUGGCCUUAUGGGAUGGCCUUAUGGGACCUUGUGGUUAAGGCUUCUAAAUGCCGAAAUAAUUAGUAGUUGAAAUUGUGUUCGAUUCUGAUGUAAUGAUUUCAUUUGUAAGUUGAAAUAAAGAAACAAACCAAAA
Molecule: messenger RNA, 14149 nt
Organism: Daphnia pulex (common water flea)
Lineage: Eukaryota; Metazoa; Arthropoda; Branchiopoda; Diplostraca; Daphniidae
Exons: 16
Coding region: 280-13872 (4530 amino acids)
Molecular function (GO): ATP hydrolysis activity; ubiquitin-protein transferase activity
Source: RefSeq, a predicted model, not a curated record